Pistacia vera is the source of this 585-nucleotide messenger RNA. RefSeq lists its product as uncharacterized. The record is from RefSeq and is a predicted model, not a curated record. Lineage: Eukaryota; Viridiplantae; Streptophyta; Magnoliopsida; Sapindales; Anacardiaceae. The coding region runs from base 1 to 585 and encodes 194 amino acids. The transcript has a single exon.
AUGGAACAUAUUUCAGGCACCAAGGUCGUCACCAUCAGAAAUGGGAAGAACAAGAUGGUCAACGACCAAGGCUUACGUAAGUCGAAGAAGAAAAUGGGGGGUGUAGUGCAUUUUGUCAGGCUAGCAUUGUACAUGCUUCGUCGUAAAUCUAAAAAAUCAAAAGCAUCUAUGGAGGUCGAUGUGUCUUCCACGGGUCCAUGGACAGAAGUUUUGGCAUCCAUGCGUCCAUUACAUGCCGGAAGCAGCCAGUGUCCACCAUCUUCCGAUGAAAUGCCUAUGUCUGUGCCAAUGGUCGAAAAGUUUGAGGAUGUGUUAACGCCUCCUUUAUCGCCAGCACCAACUAAGACAUUGGCUCCACCCUGUGAGUCUGAUGAUGGCAUGAGCCAAUACGCUUCUGCACAGGAUCUCCAAGAGCUUGAUACGGCGACUACUGCAGAUGACAAUGAAGAAAACAAUGAUAACGGUGGUGACGAGAUGAUUGAUGUCAAGGCGGAGGAGUUUAUAGCUCAAUUUUAUGAACAGAUGAGGAUUCAAAACGUCCACUAUAUGAGCACUCACAACAGGAGACUCAGACAAACGUCAUAA